Molecule: messenger RNA, 2465 nt
Organism: Gorilla gorilla gorilla (western lowland gorilla)
Lineage: Eukaryota; Metazoa; Chordata; Mammalia; Primates; Hominidae
Gene: MEIOSIN
Product: meiosis initiator
Exons: 14
Coding region: 250-2046 (598 amino acids)
Molecular function (GO): protein dimerization activity
Source: RefSeq, a predicted model, not a curated record
CCUGGCCUCAGGAACGCACUCUUGCUCUGCUCCUCACGCCUCGCGCAGGAUCCUCGCGCCGGGAGGAUUCGCACCCAACCCCAAGCCCGGUUGGGAACGUGGUGUCCGAGACCGUCUGGGAUCCCCGCGCGCACGGCCGGCUUCCCGGGACCCGCGCGAGACGCUGUCUGAUCGGGCUCCCUAAAGUGGGGCCCGGAGAAACCAGAACGGCGGGGGCAGCCUCACGCCAUUUUGCACGCCCUGAGGCGGAUGUUUGGUUCCAGCAGAUACUUGGGUUCCUCUGAACAGCCCAGAGAUAAUUCACUGGGUCCCAAUGACAGGACCUUGGUUUUGUGCUCCCUAGUGGAAGGGGAAGAUAAGGUCAACCCCUCCGAACCACAUGGACUGAGAAUGGAGGAGAAAUGGUUGCUCAAAGGAAAACUGAGGAAUCAGAGAAACCAAAACAAGCUCCUGUCCCCAAACAAGAAGCAGAGGAAAAACCACACUAGCAAGCUGCAAGAGUUGGCACUGCUGCUGCCCAUAGCCCUGAAGACGGGGACCAAGAAGCUCACAAAGAAGGAGAUUCUGGUGCAUGUCCUGCAGUACAUUCAGUACCUCCAGAGAAACAUCGAUGCCGCCAAGGCCUUGUUCAAAUGCCAUAUCACCACUGGGGAAGGUGGACUUGCGGAAAGCCAGACUCGGACCCCAAAGCCUCGCCGCUCUCUGGCCCUGAACAAGCCUGAGAAGCUGGUGACCCCAUCCCCAGACCAGAAAGGAAGUGGCACAGGGGGGACCACUACCCCUCCAAGGUGCCCUGACUCCUGCGGUCACCCGAGGCCUGCAUCAUCCUCGCCUCCAGGUGACAGAAAAGGGGGACAGUCCCAGCUGACGCUGUUGGAUCUGGCCGAGGACACCAUCCACUGUGACAUCUCAAGCUGCUGGUGCCAGGGCAGUGUCCAGGAUGACGCGCCUUUCCCUGCGCUCCUGGCUCAGGAAGAUGUGGCGAGGAUCCAUUUUCUCAACAAGACCCAGCCCCAUCCCAGGCAGAAGCUGGUGUUCUAUGAUUCCAGCGAGGAUGUGGACAAAGGGUCCCUAGACGCUGACCCUUGGCUCCCUGCCUGGACCCCAGAGAACAGCCCCCAAGGGAGCCCACUGUUCCUGGGGCCUCCCCAGAUUGAUGUCUGGAGUGGAACAGGCCACCCAAGUGAGAUCCUCGGGCUCAGCCCUAGCCUUUUCAGCUCCCCAGGGAAACUGCUGCCAGACGAGAUCUUGGAGGAUGACACGGAGUACCUGACCCAAGCGGCUUUCUUUGAAGAAGUGUGCUUAGAUCUGGAGUCUUCACCUUCAGCCUACACGCAGGAGGCUCCACAGGAAAAGGACACGGCCUCCAAGGCCCCCAAAGACCCUCCCGAGUCCCACAGCCUGCACCGGUCCUCAGUCUCGCUGGACCACUGCUACCUCUCGCUGAGCGGGAACAGCAAGGCGCCAUCCAGCUCCAGCUCCAGCUCCAGCUCCAGCUCCAGCUCCAGCUCCAGCUCCAGCUCGGAGGACAGCGACUCGGAGCCCCUGUGGAAGCAGCGAGAGGAUAUGCAGGCCAACCCUGUGGGCAUGCCGGGCUCCAGCGAAGAGGACGAAGACACCACAUGGACCCCCACCCGGCUGGCCUCACCCCUGCCGGCAGCUGAGAAAAAGGCCACCAAGGGCCAAGUAGCCAGGGCCCCCGUGAAGCCCAAGGAGAAGAAGAAAGGCCCCUGCCCACCCCAGAUGAAGAAGAAGUGUGUCAACGGCUUCAUCAUGUUCUGCAGGAUGAACCGGAAGCAGUACAUCCGAUCCUGCCCUGGAACCGCUUCCACAGCUGCCACCAAGGAGCUGGCCCAGCUGUGGCGGGUGAUGACCCAGCAGGAGCGGAGGCCAUACUGCACCAAGGCUCGCAGGUUCAGCCGCCAGCACAACCGCAUCGUGAAGCAGGACGGCUCCAGCAGCGAGGCUGAGGACUGGGAGACGCCCAAGCCCUUCUACCAGCUGCUGGCCGAGAAGGCCUUGCCGCUGCCCCCGCACCUCCAGUGAGAGGGCGGCCCCUCGCCUGGCUCCCCUCACCCCUCAUGGCAACCGCGGCUCUUGCUGGAAGCCAGGACCCAUCGAUGAACUUGUCCCUCCUGGGCAUCCAGCCCCUGAGAAUGCAGGUCCAAUGGGACUGGGGAGGGGGGCACUGAUUAGCCCCAACUGCUGGGCACAUUUGCCUGGAGCACCAGAGUCACCCACAGCUGCCUUGAUUCUCCCCCGGGCUUAGGAAGGAAACCCAAAAUGAAAUGCGGGGCAUUGGAAGGUGAAGUUUACCCACCCCUCUCCCCUUCCCUUCCCCACCCCAGAGCCACUCGGUUGCAACCCUGUUCAUGCUCACCUCACCCUACUCCUCCCCUCUCCUGUUCUACUUUUAGACUAUUUAUUGUUUUAAAUAAAAUAAAGCAAGUGGAACCUUUGUUACC